This is a messenger RNA of Closterium sp. NIES-65, 1482 nucleotides long. The record is from the annotation of a GenBank genome assembly. NCBI's taxonomy places the organism in Eukaryota, Viridiplantae, Streptophyta, Zygnematophyceae, Desmidiales, Closteriaceae.
AUGCUUCCUGAGUUGAGCACACAGACUCCCCUCAUGGCGCGACUAUUAUUCGUUGUAUCGUUCGCCGUCCUACUGGCGGUGGCGUCCGCAGGACAAACCGUCGUGACCGGACCCAACAAUCCGGCAGUGAACCUGGACAAGGCCAAGGGCGAGAAUGGCGUGGCGACGGAGGUCCCUUCUGGCAUCGAGAAGGCGGCGGCUGCGGGCAACCUGGACAAGUUCGAGGGGACGACGAUCGUGAGCCCAAGCACGGACAGCAUGCUGAUGGUGGACGUGAAAGCGGCCGGAUGGAAUAAAAUGAAGUGUCACAAGGACCUGGGCAAGCCCGGGGACGGCGCGUGCACGCCCGCCAACUGCAGCAAGGGCGGCAUCGCCGCCAAGUGGAAGACGUCGAACCUGCUCAAGAACAAGCUGGGCGUGGAGGUGUACGUGAAGGGCAACCCGCUGACGCUCAAGAAGGCGUCCCCGCAGACGUGCUGCAACACGUGCGCGGGGUACAGCAGCUGCACGUACUGGCAGUACAUUCCCGACAUCACGAUCGACGGCAAGAAGUCGGACGGCGCGUGCUACCUGGUGCACGACAACAUCGACUACUCGUGUGGCGAGCUGACGGCGCAGUACGCGACUGACUCGAAGCCCGUCGCGCUGCAGGUGCGCACGGGCGGCGAGUGCAACCCCGCGGCGAACGUGGUGAACGACCCGCAUCUGGUGGGCGCGUACGGGACGCACUUCGACUUCAACGGGCGGCCCGACAAGGCGUUCUGCCUGCUGACGGACAAGGACCUGCACGUGAACAUGCUGCUGCGCGGGUACUACUCGGACGACACGGAGAACGCGGCGCUCGUGGUUGACGGCAGGGCCGUGCACACGUGGAUCAAGGAGCUGGGCAUCAUCUGGUUCGCCAACGGCGCCGACCACAAGGUGCGUCUGGCGGCGCGCGGUGGCAAGCAGCAGGAGCGCGGUGAUGGGUUCAUGAAGACGAUCGAGAUCGAGGGUGAGGAGAUCCCGACGAUGAGCGUGGGCGACGAGGUGACUACCGAGGGCGGUCUGACUGUGCGGUUCGCGGCUCUGGAGAAGGAGGGCCCGUAUGACGUGGACUACUACACGCUCACCAUUGACGGGCUCGUGGCGCUCGACCUGCGCUUGCGCGUCGCCAACCCCAAGCUGCAGACGCCCAACGACGCGGAGGCGCACAUCAACGCGGGGAUCGUGGAGCUGGAGCACACCGACGACGUGCACGGCGUGCUCGGCCAGACGUACCGCCCCGACCACGCUGCUCGCGCUGCCGACUUCCAGCGGCUGAUCGCGAACCUGCACCGGCCGGUGUCGGCUGACAGCGCGGAGGGCGCUGGGUUCCUGGACGGCACUCCCCGGCUGUACGAGUCGAGCUCCGUGCUGUCCGUGGACUGCGCGCAAACCGAGUACCACCGCGCCAAGCAGCUGAGCCCCGUCGAGGACUUCCCCAUGGAGCCCCUCAAUUAA